CCUCGCGACCCACAGACCCCCUCUCUCUCUCUCUCUACGGACCCAUCUCCCUAGAGAGAGAAAGUCGCCACCUUGCGGCGAAACCCACCUCGGAACCGCCAUGAAUUGUGCUUGAGUGAGGAAGGAACGGGCGGAAGAAGGAGGGAUUGAUCGUCUUCUCUCGUUCUCUCUCUUGCCUAGUUUUUCAGCAGGAGGAUCGAAGUGAGGGGGGAGGGGGGCUGGCAGAAUGUCGCACCCGGUGUUCAGGACGGCGCAGAUCAUGCCGCUGAGCUCGCAGGCUCAAGUGACCACCACCACCCAGAAGCAGCCCUUGCCUUGCCCGUUCGUGAGGCCCGUAUCGCCGGUUCCGAAGCUGGGCCCGCUGCUGCCCCCGGUUUGCGGGAAGGCGGUUCGGAGGGGGGGCGGCGUCGUCGCGGUCAGGUGCUCCUCGGCUUCGGCUUACGAGCCUGCGGCGGUCGACGGGAGCCGCGGACGGGAGUCUAGGGCUCUCCUGGAGCGGUGCUUCCAAGCGCCGAGCUCGUCCGGCUCGGGCGAUUUCGGGCCGGUCAUGAAGGGGGGGCAGUUUGGGGCGUUUGGCGCGGUGACUCUCGAGAAGGGGAAGCUCGACAUGACGCAGAAGCAGUCCCAGUCUAGCCCUGAGCUUGCAACGGGGGGAGGUGGUGGUGAUAUUGGAAAGAGGAUCAGUCAUGGGGGAGGUGACGGAGGUGAUGACGAUGGCGAUGAUGAUGAUUAUUUUGAUGACUUCGAUGAUGGCGAUGAAGGUGAUGAGGGAGGGCUAUUUAGGAGAAGGAUGUUUCUUGAAGAGCUAUUCGACCGCAAAUUCAUUAAUGCAGUAUUAAAUGAAUGGCAGAAGACGAUGAUGGAUUUGCCUGCUGGCUUCCGGCAAGCGUGUGAAAUGGGUUUGGUCAGCUCCGCUCAAAUGGUUAAGUUUCUGGCAAUCAAUGCUAGACCAACAACUGCCAGGUUUAUAUCGCGAUCGCUACCGGAAGCUAUGUCUAGGGCAUUUAUUGGCAGGAUGAUUGCAGAUCCUGCAUUUUUAUAUAAGCUUCUCCUAGAGCAAGCUGCCACCAUUGGUUUUGCUGUUUCAUGGGAACUGAAGAGUCGUAAAGAGAGGAUAAAGCAGGAGUGGGAUUUGGCGCUUACAAAUGUUCUCACAGCAUCUCUGUGCAAUGCUCUUGUUGUUUGGUCACUUGCCCCUUGUCGUUCAUACGGGGACACAUUCCGGUUUGAUCUACAAAAUACAUUGCAGAAGCUCCCCAACAAUAUAUUUGAGAAGAGUUACCCAAUGAGAGAGUUUGACCUGCAAAAGAGGUUCCAUUCUUUCUGUUUCAGAGCUGCAGAGCUGUGUAUGAUUGGGUUGACUGCCGGGACAGUGCAAGGUUCUUUGUCCAAUUUCCUAGCAAGUAAAAAGAAGGAAAGGUUAUCGGUGACAAUACCCACAGUGAGCACAAAUGCACUUGGUUACGGUGCUUUCCUGGGCAUAUAUGCAAACUUGAGUUAUCAGCUUUUAUGUGGAUCUGAUAGAUUGUUGACAAACCAUUUUGAUGUUAUUGGAGUGGCCCUGUUCUUUGGAACUGCUCUGAGGAUUAUGAAUGGCAAUGUAGGGCAGACAUUGAGGCAUGCCUGGCUUGGCAUGGAGCCUGAUCCACUGGCUCAUUCAGAUAGCCUCCUGAAGGCUUAUAAUAGACUGGAAGAAGUUGUACCUAAGUCCUCUCCCAAAUGGUUAAUAUCGAAAAAUGCCAUUGUUUCUGGUCUUGGACUUUUUGGUAGCAAGGAAGGUAAUGCAGAUACUGUCAAUGGGGAAGCACCGCCUCCAAAGGCAAGGAGGAAGAGAAUAGUCAGGAAGAAGGUGUCAGCAAGUUGAGCGUAGCUUUGUCGUACCUGUGUCGUGCCUCCAAUUUUGCCUUCUAAUGGAGAUAUAUGACCUUACAUUCUUUGCUCAAUUAACCUUGAAGACCGUGAAUUACUGGGGUUGGUUGCCAGGUUGUCCGGAGCUGAAGUCGGAAGACAUGAGAUAUGGCUAGAGAGAUGGGUUUUGUCUUUUUUUUUCCUUUUCCUUUUUAGGUACAUGGGUUCGGGGAGGGUUGAAUUUGUUAAGCAUCCUCUUUCCCCUUAUUGAUUUGUUUUUGACAGUGGGACAACUUCCUAUAUUUUUACUUGAAAUUCUCGUUGUAAUUUCUUUAGAAUAAGAGGUGAUACUCUUGACACCUGCAGUGGGGGGAAUCAUGCAGGUUUCAUCUCCCUUCCUAACUGCACAUUGAAUUAACAUCUUCACAUAAAUCUGCUGUUUGGCUACAUCUAGAUGGAGCUGGCAACCUGUGUGACCUUGUCUUGUACAUGUUUAAAUCAUUUGAAUUUCCGGUCA
Messenger RNA from Syzygium oleosum, 2365 nucleotides. RefSeq names its product protein RETICULATA-RELATED 1, chloroplastic. Lineage: Eukaryota; Viridiplantae; Streptophyta; Magnoliopsida; Myrtales; Myrtaceae. The transcript is spliced from 8 exons. The record is from RefSeq and is a predicted model, not a curated record. Gene Ontology annotation, cellular component: chloroplast inner membrane. The coding region runs from base 227 to 1864 and encodes 545 amino acids. Gene Ontology annotation, biological process: plant organ development.